Molecule: messenger RNA, 2727 nt
Organism: Setaria italica (foxtail millet)
Lineage: Eukaryota; Viridiplantae; Streptophyta; Magnoliopsida; Poales; Poaceae
Product: protein MICRORCHIDIA 6
Exons: 19
Coding region: 307-2334 (675 amino acids)
Cellular component (GO): nucleus
Molecular function (GO): ATP hydrolysis activity
Source: RefSeq, a predicted model, not a curated record
CGCAAAGUCUCAGACAAGUGGAUCCUCAUCUUCCUCGGAGCCCGUACGAUCCAGAUUCCAGAAGCAGUUGCAUCGCCAUUUCGAUUUCGCCAUGGCCGGAAAUGGCCUCUUUUCAGUCUAGCGCGAAGAAGCGUGUGCGCCCCCACAGGGAAGGAAAUAAACCCGCAGGCGCAGCGCUUUCAGCGCAGGCCACGAGCUCCCCAGCGAAAACCCAAAUCGAGCUCCCUCCUCCCUGCCCAGCCCCCAGAGAAGAAGGGGGGCGCGUGCUUUGGCAAGCGUCGAUCCCUCCCGGCGCCGGCGACGGCGAUGAGCUCCGGCGCCGAGGUGAUCGAGCUCUCCAGCGACGACGACGAGGGGCCCGCGCCCGGCACCACCGCCCUCGCCCGCCGCGCCCCGUCCUCCCCGCCCGACGUCAAGCCGCACCUGCCCGCCGACGCCGAUGUGAAGCCGCUGCUGCUCCCGCUGCCGCUCCACCCCCCGGGCUACGGCGCGCUCGUGCCCGUGAAGACCGAGGACCCCGUGCCCGUGCCCGUGGCCACCGCCUCGCCGCCGCCCAGGGCGCUCCCGCCGCCGCGCCUCUGCCGCCAGUUCUGGAAGUCCGGCGAUUACGUCGUCGCGUGCCGCAACCCCGACGCGAACGCCCCUGGUGGGCGAAACCGGCUCCGGAUAAACCCCAAGUUCCUGCACUCGAAUGCGACUUCCCACAAGUGGGCUUUCGGAGCCAUUGCUGAGCUUCUUGACAAUGCAAUCGAUGAGGUGAACAAUGGGGCGACAUAUGUCCGUAUUAAUAAAUUUACAAACCCACGGGAUGGGAGUCCCUCAUUGUUGGUUCAAGAUGAUGGAGGGGGGAUGGAUCCUGAGGCACUGAGACGUUGCAUGAGCUUUGGAUUUUCGGAUAAGCAGUCUGAUGCUUUCAUUGGACAAUAUGGAAAUGGUUUCAAGACUAGUACGAUGAGGCUUGGAGCAGAUGUGAUUGUUUUUACACAAAACCAAAAUAACUGGACGCCGACUAGAAGUAUCGGCCUUCUUUCUUAUACAUUUUUGAUGGAAACAGGUUGCGACGAUGUGUUGGUGCCAACGGUGGACUAUCAGUACGAUCUAACAACCGCUUCAUAUAUUCAGAUGUUGCGUCAUGAUCAGAAGCUCUUCUCUUCUAACCUGGGAAUCCUUCUUAAAUGGUCCCCUUUUGCUAGUGAAGCUGAGUUGCUUAAACAAUUUGAUGACAUGGGAGAGCAUGGAACAAAGAUAAUUGUAUUCAACCUCUGGUUCAACGAUGAUGGGGAUAUGGAGCUUGAUUUCAACUCUGAUGAAAAGGAUAUCCUCAUUACUGGGGCACACAAGAAGUUGAAAACAAAUAAAGCAGAGAAGAUCGCCAAACAGAACUACGUUUCAUCUCGGCUUCGCUAUUCUCUUAGAGCGUAUGCAUCUAUCCUGUAUCUUCAUGUACCUGAUAAUUUCAGAAUUAUCCUUCGUGGAUGUGAUGUGGAGCCACAUAAUAUAGUUAACGAUUUGAUGUAUCGUGAGUGCGUGUUGUAUAAACCGCAAAUUGCUGGACUUACAGAGUCUUCUGUAAUCACGACCAUUGGAUUUGUUAAAGGUGCUCCAGACAUUGAUGUACAAGGAUUUAAUGUAUAUCACAAAAAUCGUUUAAUAUCGCCCUUCUGGAAAGUUGCAAACAACUCGUACGGGAAAGGGCGAGGAGUUGUUGGCAUUCUGGAGGCCAACUUCAUUAAACCUACCCAUGAUAAGCAGGAUUUUGAGAAGUCUGUCCUUUAUCAAAGGCUUGAGAUUCGCUUGAAAGAAAUGACCUAUGAAUACUGGGGCCUUCAUUGCCAUCGUCUUGGUUAUGACAACAAAAGUUUACCUAAAGCAACCCGUGCACUCCAUCGUGCCAACCAUAUGAAUGCUCGCAGUUCCCCAAUAAGUGCUCCACCUCGGUUGCUUGCGGCUGAUAUUCCAACAAGCAGCUGUGGUAUACCUAGAUUAUCAGCCUCUGCAGCAAGGGAAAAGAUCAAUAGUCUUGAGUCUCAUUCUAAGAGCAAGAUGGGAUUGAAGAGGAAGUUUGAUUCCGCCAUGACGGAUAGUGCUGAUCAGGAUGGGCUAGAUCAUACGAAUGGAGUUGAUGUUUCUCAACGGAAACGGUUUAAUGAAUACAGGACUUUGACCCUGGAGAAUGACAAGCUACGUAAAGAAUGCUUACAAUACGAGGAAUCAGAGAAACAACUUGUAAUGAAGGAACAAAAGCUCCGCUCUGAAAUUGCUGAGGCAAAAAAGAAGUAUCAGGAGUUGUUAAAAGAGCUUGGAUCAUUGGAUGUGAAGGAAGAGAAAUCGUGAACAAUUUUCUCCACUUCUGUGCCUGCGAUGAUUGCUCUUCUAACUUCUCACCUGACUUGUGAAGAUGAUGACUCGCUUACUUUCCAGACCUGCAGUAUGGGAAGAACUGGCCUCUGGACAACUGAUAUCUACCGAUUACCGUUCACUCGGUACUUGGUAGGGAUGUACAAUUUUGUGUCACUAAUCUUUGUAGGGUCUCUGUGAUGAUGGAAAGCGAGCAUGUACUGUGUUGUACAAUUAUGGAACAUUUAUCGGAGUGUACAGCAGCUGUUUCAUGAUAGAGUUAGAAUUAGGCUUCUACUGUUUAGUAUGGAUAGUGUUUUAACAUUUCGCCAUGGCGAUCCUAAUCUUUGUUAUUUGAUGAGUUACGAUGGAUAAAGCCUUUGUUCUUCA